Molecule: messenger RNA, 2316 nt
Organism: Penicillium coprophilum
Lineage: Eukaryota; Fungi; Ascomycota; Eurotiomycetes; Eurotiales; Aspergillaceae
Exons: 6
Coding region: 1-2316 (771 amino acids)
Biological process (GO): positive regulation of transcription by RNA polymerase II; DNA-templated transcription
Molecular function (GO): DNA-binding transcription factor activity, RNA polymerase II-specific; sequence-specific DNA binding; zinc ion binding
Source: RefSeq, a predicted model, not a curated record
AUGAUCUCGAGUCCGGACUCUUCCACAGGGCUGAAGUCGCCGGAAUUACACUCCCUAGAGCCACCGGACGGUCGCAUCGCUCACACAUUGACUGCCUGUACAAGCGAAAGUCCAGAUGCGAUCCCGGAAUUCCACGAUGUGCACCCUGCGAACGAAGCAAUGCCAAAUGCAGAGAAAGCCCGGGCGUUAGAAAGAGAGCUUGCCAAAGCUGAGAAGGAGAUCAAACAUGCUGCCGAUGCUGAGCUGAUGGUACGGGGGGCCGGGCGCAUCCGGUUUAAGGAGAAUGAUGAAGCACGAUACCUGGGUGCCUCGAGUGGUAUUGCCAUGACUCGUUUGGUCAUGGAGAUGGCAAAGCAAAACACCGAUUCUAAGAGCAUCAAGGAUGUGGUCCCCGAAUUCACCGCACAAGAGAUCAAAGACGCAUUUGCCGAAGAGGACUCAAAGCCGACAUCCAAAGUCUAUCCCAUGAUAAGCUCGAUCCCACAGCCCAACCUACCACCAAAGGCCCUGACCUAUAAAUUAAUUGAUCUCUUUGUGGCUAAAGCACAAGCACUACUUCCGAUCCUACACGAGCCCACAUUUCGACAAGAGGUAGAGGAGGUCUUCAAUGGCUCUACGGAUCCCUGCAAAAAUUUCCAAUUGCGGAUGGUCAUCGCCAUCAGCAUGCAGAAAAUGAGUACCGAAUAUGCUGGCCUCGCUGAUAGUUAUUAUCUUGCGGCCUUGCCCUACCUCGAACCUACGCUGAAGCGAUUGGAUUUAGGGGCUCUACAGUGCCUCGUGCUCAUUGCCUCAUACUCAAUGGUAACGCCUACUCGUACGGCUGCGUACUGGGUCGUGGGGACGGCUGCCAAACUUUGUCAGGACUUGGGAUUGACCGAAGAAGCCACCGUCACAAAAUCACGGUGUGGGAAACCAUUGAAUCCCCUGGAGAUUGAUAUGCGUCGGAGGUUAUUCUGGAUCGUCUCAUCAAUGGAGUUCGGUCUUUCUCAUAGUCUAGGCCGAUGCAGCAGCUACUGUGUCAGCCAUGACCAUAUCAAUGUGAAAUUCUUUGAACUAGUGGACGACCGGUACAUCACCGCUGAGGGGAUCACCCCUGGAGCGAAACCCGUUUUAGCAAAGUGUAUUGCAGUUCACUUUUUCAAAAUGCGACUACUUCAAUUGGAGCCUAGGAGGAUGCUCUACUCGAACAGACGAGAGAGUCCGCUUGAUGAUCAAGAUCCAUGGUUCUCUCAAAUGUUGGCUAAAAUCGACCAUUGGAUGGCCACUACUCCUAAGAACGACGAUGGCAGUGGGCUCAAUGUGAAAUGGUUUCAAGGAAGACGGAACACUAUGAUAGUUCUCAUGUACCGUCCCUCGCCGCAAAUCCCCGAACCAACCGUUGGUGCCGCCAAAAUCUGUUACGAGGCGGCCAUUUCCAAUAUCGCUAUGCAUAAAGAACAGAUGAUCACCGGAUCUGUCGAUCUCACAUGGGUGUUUGUACAAGCUCUGUUCAUGGCUCUAAAUACUGUUCUCUGGACCCUCUCCUAUCCCGAAAUUCGAAAGGAGCACACCAUCGAGGAAGUCCAAGGGCAUCUGGACACGGCCUUUGAAGUCAUCGUAUUUUCCGCCGAACGUUGGCCUGGAGUUCAAUCCGCCUUCCUUCUUUACAGGCGCCUUGUUGCUGCGUGCUUGAAAGCGUACAGGACAGAAGAAUCAUUUGUUGUUCACUCUCCUUCUAACCAUCCUACGCCAACCUCCUCACAAGGGGUCACGAGCCCUCCAGCGAUGUCCAGCCCGUCAACCAGUACGACCGCUUCAUAUUGUUCCAACAACUACCGUGGUGGCAACUUACCAGUUGGUGAUACCGCCUCGAUCGUAGCCCCUGGACCGUCAAAAGAAUCAGCAAUGCCAUCGGUUUCCUCCGCAUUUGGCAUGCACCCGCCACUUACAGCUCAGAGUGCGGCGCCACAAUACACUCCAGAAGCCUACGUUGGGCCGACGCUCUACCACGAUGUAUCGAUCGACCCGAACACCCCUUACAACACAAUACCUUCAGUUGUUCCCGGCCUGCAAGGCUGGGACCCUAACUUCUCACUUGCCUCAACGACAGCGGGUUAUUUGGCAUACACCGAUGCGACCGUCGAUCCCAUGAAUUGGUCCAACUCCAUUGGAGAUCAGUACUCUCAGUACUUCCAUGAGCCAUUUCCAGUACCUUCAUGGCGUGAGCGCACCCUCAGCCAACAAGAACAAAUCGAGCUUCUGGCUUCCCUUGAACACAAUAUACCCGAUGUAUCUGCCCAACUUGUUAAUGAGUAUAAUGCUUACUAUCAGUCCUGA